GAAAGUUUAGAGGACCAGCUCAUAGUAGAUGUAAUUUAAAAUUACAAAUCGAUCCAGAAACAAUAAAAAUUCUGGUAUUAUUUUGUAAUGGAAGUAGCUAUAAUUUUCAUCAUCUUAUGCAAGAAAUAGCUAAAGUAACAGAUAAAAAAAUAGUGCCCAUAGCAAAUAAUUCUGAACAAUAUAUCACUUUCUCAGUUGGGCAACUUCAAUUUAUAGAUAAAAUUCAACAUGAACUCCGAAAAAGAUGGGAGAUACAAGUGUUAAAAAGUUAUAAAUUAAAGCUUGAAAAAGAUGAGAAAAUAAAGAAAGCACUAAAACAAUAUUUAGAUGAUGAGGAACUUCAAGGAUAUAUGGAAUAUGGUAUGAAGCUUAAAUAUUAUACAAAGCUACUUGAGACUGCUAAAAAACAAGUAAAGAUUGAAAGGU
Messenger RNA from Dentiscutata heterogama, 426 nucleotides. The record is from the annotation of a GenBank genome assembly. NCBI's taxonomy places the organism in Eukaryota, Fungi, Glomeromycota, Glomeromycetes, Diversisporales, Gigasporaceae.